Messenger RNA from Salvelinus fontinalis (brook trout), 1978 nucleotides. RefSeq names its product stonustoxin subunit beta-like. NCBI's taxonomy places the organism in Eukaryota, Metazoa, Chordata, Actinopteri, Salmoniformes, Salmonidae. The record is from RefSeq and is a predicted model, not a curated record. Gene Ontology annotation, molecular function: protein binding. The coding region runs from base 16 to 768 and encodes 250 amino acids. The transcript has 3 exons.
CUUCCCCAGGUUACUAUGUGUGUCUCUCUCCAGAGUUACAAGUCUCUCUCCAGUAUCAGUGUAUCUUCAGACUUACCCAGCAUCGUUGUCCGUCCUCUUCAGUACUUUGGAGAUGUGAGUAAGUCUGUGUCUGAACUGAGAGAGAAACUAGAAGACUUCCUUAAAGGAGAAUGGACCAAGAUCUCCACUACAGUGAAUAUAGUGGAUGUUGUACUGCCUCCAGAGCCCAAGACCAGAGAACAGUUGUUACAAUAUUCCUGUCAGCUCACACUGGACCCAAACACAGCACACACACUCCUCUCUCUGUCUGAAGGGAACAGAAAGGUGAAACGUACAGGCCAAGUCCAACCAUAUCCUGACCAUCCAGACAGAUUCACCAACAACUACUGUCAGGUUCUGUGUAGAGAGGGUCUGUCUGGACGCUGUUACUGGGAGGUGGAGUGGACUGGGGAGUGGGUUAAAACAGCAGUCUCAUAUAAAGACAUCAGCAGAACAGGGACAGAUAGUGGAUUUGGACACAAUAACAAGUCCUGGAGUUUAAAGUACUAUAGUGGUGGUUAUUGUUUCAGACACAAUCAUGUUGAGACUAAAGUAUCAGGCCCUCAGUCCUCCAGAGUAGGAGUGUACCUGGAUCACAAGGCAGGUACUCUGUCCUUCUACAGUGUCUCUGACACAAUGACCCUCCUCCACAGAGUCCAGACCACAUUCACUCAGCCCCUCUAUCCUGGGUUUCAUCUCAAUGGUACUGCUAAGCUGAUUAAACUGUAGUAGGGUCCACAUAGAGACUAGUCAUGCUGGUGUAGUCUAUAGCUGAGCUGGUUAAACUGUAGUAGGGUCCACAUAGAGACUAGUCAUGCUGGUGUAGUCUAUAGCUGAGCUGGUUAAACUGUAGUAGGGUCCACAUAGAGACUAGUCAUGCUGGUGUAGUCUAUAGCUGAGCUGGUUAAACUGUAGUAGGGUCCACAUAGAUACUAGUCAUGCUGGUGUAGUCUAUAGCUGAGCUGGUUAAACUGUAGUAGGGUCCACAUAGAUACUAGUCAUGCUGGUGAAGUCUAUAGCUGAGCUGGUUAAACUGUAGUAGGGUCCACAUAGAUACUAGUCAUGCUGGUGUAGUCUAUAGCUGAGCUAGUUCCACUGUAGUAGUGUCCACAUAGAUACUAGUCAUGCUGGUGUAGUCUAUAGCUGAGCUGGUUAAACUGUAGUAGGGUCCACAUAGAUACUAGUCAUGCUGGUGGUGAUGGUCCCCAGAUGUGAUGAUUCAUUCUGCUCUUUUUUAUCUACAAUGAUUUAACUGAUUUGAUCUUCAGAAGAUGUUAUGAAUUAAAAUUCAAGGUUUUCAUAUUUUUGUAAAUGCAAUGUUUUAAUCUUAUACAUUUCCAUGAAUCAUGAUGUCUGGUGUUGAUGUAUAUUGGUUGUCAUUCAAAACCAUUGAUAUGUUUUCUCAGUUGGUUCUCUGUCUCUAUGUAAUCCUCCUCAGUAUCAUUGAUCAGCUUGUUGGUCCUAAUUGAUGUGUUCUCUGUCACCUGGAGCUGCAUGGAAAAUGGUCCAGGAACUAAAGGACAAUUCAGGACUAGUCAGCCCACUACAAGCUGGAAUCACUUACUUUCUACUAAACUAUAUGGACUGGUUUCCCAGACACAUAUUAAUCCUAGUCCUGGACUAAAAAGUAUGUUCAAUGUAGAUGUCCAGGAAACCGGCCCUAAAUGUGUCAUCUUUCAUCCGCCCAUACUGCUCAGUCCAGCAACAUUAAACCUGUCCAGCAGGUGGUGCUAUUGACCAAACAAUAAAACCAGCAGAUAUCUUGACUUGCCACUCAGUAUAUCAGUAAUGUUCAGAAUAGUACUUUAAUAUCAUUGGAGAUUGAUGGUCUUUUUAAUCCACUAUCCAGAGUCAGGAACAGAUGAAGUUAGGUCUGCUACUGUUCAGUGAUUAAAUAUGAUUUAUGGUGAUGGGAAAUAAUAAAAAACACUAAACUUCA